Molecule: messenger RNA, 1868 nt
Organism: Juglans regia (Persian walnut)
Lineage: Eukaryota; Viridiplantae; Streptophyta; Magnoliopsida; Fagales; Juglandaceae
Product: 4-coumarate--CoA ligase-like 5
Exons: 5
Coding region: 37-1770 (577 amino acids)
Cellular component (GO): peroxisome
Molecular function (GO): CoA-ligase activity
Source: RefSeq, a predicted model, not a curated record
CGAUCUCACUUUGUUUAUUUAGCACAUGUUCUUUGUAUGACACGUACGGAGAGCGAACAAAAAUCAAAGCAAUUGAAGCAGAGACAGAGCAAAUCGUCAAACAUGGCAAUCGAAAGCAAGCCGUCGAGUAUCGACCCCAGAAGCGGUUUCUGCAACUCCAACUCCAUCUUCUACAGCAAACGCAAGCUCACUCCUCAUCCACCCAACCCUUACCUUGACGUGACCACUUUCAUCUCUUCCCAUGCCCACCACGGCGAAAUAGCCUUUCUCGAUGCCUCCACCGGCCGCCAUCUCACCUUCUCAGAUGUCUGGCUCGCCGUCGAUUCUGUCGCCUCCUCUCUCUCCGAUAUGGGCGUCAGGAAAGGUGACGUCAUCCUCCUCCUCUCUCCUAACUCCAUCUUCUUCCCCGUGGUGAGCCUUGCCGUCAUGUCCCUCGGCGCUGUAAUAUCCACCACCAAUCCUAUCAACACCGCUCAAGAAAUCGCCAAGCAGAUUGCCGAUUCGAAACCGAUCAUCGCCUUCACGACUCACCAACUCGUCCCCAAACUCGCCGAAUCGAGUCUGCGAAUUGUAAUCCUCGAUGAGCAUCAGUCCAUCCCCGCCGUUCGAAACGCUAGAAUCGUGGCCACGUUGGAGGAAAUGCUAAAGAAGCAACCAAGAGGGGACGUCCGAGUUAGGGACCGUGUCAACCAGGACGACAUGGCGACUCUGCUCUACUCGUCCGGUACCACCGGCGCGAGUAAAGGCGUGGUGACUUCGCACAGAAGCCUCAUUGCGAUGGUUCAGAUUAGGUUAGUUCGGUCCAAAGGAAACGAAGGACUAGAGCAUAGGUUCCUCUGCACCGUCCCCAUGUUUCACGUCUACGGUCUAGCAGCGUUCGUGUUGGCCCUACUCGCGUCGGGAACAACGGUGGUGAUCCUCCCGAAAUACGACAUGCACGAUAUGCUCUCAGCGAUCGAGAAGUACCGGAUCACCUCCAUCCCAGUCGUGCCGCCGAUACUGGCGUCUAUGGUGAACGGCGCGGAUCGGAUACUGUCCAAGUAUGAUUUGAGCUCGCUGCAGCUGGUUUCAAAUGGUGGGGCCCCGACGAGCAAGAAGGUGAUAGAGAAGUUCAUGGAGAGGUAUCCGGCGGUGACGAUUCUUCAGGCGUAUGGGUUGACAGAAUCGACGGCGGUUGGGGCUUACACGAACUCGUUGGAGGAGAGUAAGCGGUACGGUACGGUGGGGUUGUUAUCUCCGGGCAUGGAAGCCAAGAUUGUAAACCCGGAGACCCAGGAUGCUCUGCCGGUGAAUCGGACCGGUGAGCUUUGGAUGAGAGGUCUCCCCGUCAUGAAAGGUUAUUUCCGCAAUGCUGAAGCCACGGCAUCAACUCUGGAUUCAGACGGAUGGUUGAAAACUGGAGAUCUCUGCUACAUUGAUGAUGAUGGCUUCAUUUUCGUGGUUGAUAGGUUGAAAGAACUGAUUAAAUACAAGGGGUACCAGGUUCCCCCAGCAGAACUUGAGGCAUUGUUAGUUACUCAUCCAGAAAUUUCUGACGCUGCUGUUGUACCAAUUCCUGAUGAGGAGGUUGGACAGUAUCCCAUGGCUUAUGUGGUCAAAAAAACAGGAAGUAAUUUGUCUGACGUUGCUGUCAUGGACUUCGUAACAGCACAGGUGGCUCCAUAUAAGAGAAUCAGGAGAGUGGCAUUUGUAGCAUCUAUACCCAAGAAUGCGUCCGGCAAGAUUCUUAGGAAGAAUCUAAUGCAACUUACUACCACCUCCAAACUUUGAUUUAUUUUAUUAUUUAUCUUUGCUAAAUAUAUAAUAAUUUAAUUACCCAUCUAAUUAAUCUUGAUUUGCAUGCAUGUAGGCAUGCAGCUUGUGGGUCA